CUGGCUCUGUUUUCAUUUCGCAAACCCAUCAAGAAAACCAUUCCAUUGCUCACGACACAUUCCAGCAUUGUACCAGCUCCACCACCUCAAGAUGCCUCUAACAUCACCAGUGCGCUGGUCUUGGGGAAGACCGUAUACGAGGACACGGAUUGGCUGUUCAAUCGCGGAUUCAGCGUUGUACAUGUACUCCAUGUCCGAGCCCUCCGAGCCAGGCUACCUUGUGCCUCGAACCCUCAUCGGCCGCGAAGCCGCCGCAUUCAUCAGCUACGUGAUCGACUACUACGACGCGCUCCCCGCCUACUCCAUCUUCAUCCACGCCAGCGACACACAACAACACAACGACCUCUUCGGGCCGCUCAACUCGCAUACCUUGCCGCACCUGCGCCUCGCGGCCAUCGACGCAGCCGGCUACGUCAAUCUCCGCUGCGAUCUUGAUCCAGGAUGUCCGAUCGCGGUGAAUCCGCAUGAUCCGACCGAGCAGGACUUGGCCGGCUACAAGGAACCUCGCGCGCACUUUGUCGAGAUUUACUCCGAGCUCUUUAAUGUUCCAGCCGAGCAGGUGCCGAAACAUGUUGGUGGGGUGUGCUGUGCGCAAUUCGCGGUCAGCCGGAAGAGGAUUUUGGAACGGCCGAAGAAAGAUUAUGAGCGGAUGAUGAAUUGGAUUGCGAACACUACUCAGGUGGAGAGUUAUGGGGUCGGUUGGGUGUUUGAAAAGAUCUGGCAUGUGGUGUUUGGCAUGGAUGCGACGCACUGUCCGGAUCACGACCAAUGUCGCUGUGACCUCUACGGCUGGUGCGGUCCCUUGGCCUCGGGGCAGACCCUCAAACCUUUAGACGCGAAAUCGCGACGAUAAAUAUA
Messenger RNA from Dissoconium aciculare CBS 342.82, 858 nucleotides. RefSeq lists its product as uncharacterized. The record is from RefSeq and is a predicted model, not a curated record. The transcript has 3 exons. Bases 92 to 853 code for a protein of 253 amino acids. Lineage: Eukaryota; Fungi; Ascomycota; Dothideomycetes; Mycosphaerellales; Dissoconiaceae.